AUGCCCUGGGACCUGACCAUUAGCAACAGACUGAGGAUUGGAUUGAAUGACCAUUUUGUUAUUGAUAUUGAGCUUGUAAUGUGCAUGAAUGUGCCAGGAGAGGAUGGAGAAGAUGUCUGCAAGUUGAGCCCCAAACCACCAGCUCAUGUCGACAGGAUGGAGACCGAAUCCUUCGCAUUGAACUGCUGUAUGUGUAAGGCAUGCUCUUCUGUUUUCAUACCACCAUCAAAACAGAGAAAAUGGGGAUCUGAUAGACACAAUGAUCAGUACAACUCAGGCAAUUAUAGGAUGUGCAACAAGAGCUUGAGUUUCUCUUCUUCAUUCACAUUUGGGAAGGUUGUUCUGAAGGGGGGUGCUGGUGAGAAUGAGGUGGAAGUGGGAAUGGUUGUUCUGAAGGAUGGCCAUGAAGUACCAGUUGUUAAGCAUGCCUUCAAAAAUGUUGAGCUUCUGAUCCAGCCUUCGUGA
Messenger RNA from Suillus subaureus, 465 nucleotides. RefSeq lists its product as uncharacterized. The transcript has 5 exons. The record is from RefSeq and is a predicted model, not a curated record. NCBI's taxonomy places the organism in Eukaryota, Fungi, Basidiomycota, Agaricomycetes, Boletales, Suillaceae. The coding region runs from base 1 to 465 and encodes 154 amino acids.